Eupeodes corollae is the source of this 1628-nucleotide messenger RNA. Its product is annotated as putative nuclease HARBI1. Bases 226 to 978 code for a protein of 250 amino acids. Lineage: Eukaryota; Metazoa; Arthropoda; Insecta; Diptera; Syrphidae. The record is from RefSeq and is a predicted model, not a curated record. The transcript has 4 exons.
GGGGCGUAUUAUCACUCGCGAGUCGAAAAUUCGCUUAAAGUCGAAUGUUUUGGCGAAUUAAAAGUUUGGUGGUAUUACCAAUGGCGAACUCCGUAGUUCGUCUUUCAAAACAAAACUGCCAACAUUAAAAACUGAAAGUGAAAUGUCAUUCAUUGUCAUAAAUAUUUAUAAAGUCAGAUUGAAGAAUAUUGUUUUUUGUGAAAAAAAAAGUAAAUAAAAAUAAAGAUGAUUAGCAGCGUUGAACUGUUUUUCGAGGAUGAAAAUGAAGAAGUAACAAAUAAAGAAGAAAAAAUCAUGAUCUGCAAAUUGAGGAGAAGUUUAAGAGAUGCUUCCAACCCACUGGAAGUACCAGAUAAUUUAUUUGUGUUAUACUUUCGGCUUAGCAAACACGCAUUUCAAUAUGUUUUAAGUCAGAUAAGUUCAGGAUUUCAAACGACUCAAAGUUCUGCAAUUCCACCAACUUUAAAACUUGCGUGCGCACUACGAUUUCUCGGAUGUGGAAGUUAUCAAAACAGUGUAGGAAAUGACUUUGAGCUAGGUUUCUCCCAACCUACAGUUUCAGUAGUUUUAAGCGAAGUUCUUAAUUUGCUUGAAGCAAGAAUCUGCCCAGUUUGGAUUAAUGCAGAUAUGUCCACUAAUGAAAAGCAAGAAGCGAGAAACUAUUUUUUUCAAAGAGCAGGCUUACCAGGGAUAGUUGGAUGUGUAGACGGAACUCACAUUGGUAUCAUAGCUCCUGCUCAGUUACAACACCAAUAUUUAAAUAGAAAAGGUUUUUACAGCUUAAAUGCGAUGGUGGCUUGUGACAAUAAUGGAGUAAUACGAUUUAUUGAUGCUAGAUAUCCUGGUUCUACGCAUGACUCGUUUGUGUGGAAUCAUAGUGCGUUAAAGGAUUUGUUGGAAAGGUGGUGGAUAAAUGGAGAGCGGUCAAGAUAUCUUGGAGAUUCAGGUUAUCCUCUACUGCCGUAUUUAAUCCAAUGAGAUUGAAAAUGAACCAUCGGAAUUGGACACUGCUAAUUUAUCAUCAGAAGGUACCCGAAUAAGAAAUGAAAUAUUAUUUUCUCUUUAGGAAAUGUUUUUUUUUUUAUUUUUCUAUUUUAUACUUAAAGCUAAUAAUAAGAUACAGUAGAAUAAUAAAGUAAAGAAGUUAAAAAAAAUCUAUUAAAAAAUUCAUAAUAUAUACACAGAUGAUAAAUAUUAAUAAAAUGAAAAUAAUAAUGAAAAUAAAUAAAGAAUUUAGUUUAGUGAAAAAAAAAAACGAUUUCAUACAUUUAUAUACAUUUGUUCUAAUUCUACUUUCUUAUACUAUUUUGGGUGGUAUUGUAAUUUACAUUCCAGUUUUUUUAUUUUCAAAUCCAGAAGAUCUUUAUGUUGUUGCGCCUUCUGCAAAUUUUCUCUCUCCUUCCGUUUUUCCUUUGCUUUCAGUACCUCAACAUGUUCCUUGUUUACUUCAUAAUUCUUUCUUGAAUAUCUUGCCAUUUCGGAAAGAGAUUUUUGAAUUGAAUCCGACGCAACAAGAAGUUUUUCUUGAGUCUCCGUUUGUUUUUGGAGGAGUUUGACUCGUUCAUCCACAAACUUUCCCCUGCUUCUACGACAUUCGUUGAUUUUUGUUGACUGGGCUGAUGUCAUUG